Molecule: messenger RNA, 4866 nt
Organism: Trichoplax adhaerens
Lineage: Eukaryota; Metazoa; Placozoa; Uniplacotomia; Trichoplacea; Trichoplacidae
Exons: 38
Coding region: 1-4866 (1621 amino acids)
Biological process (GO): telomere maintenance
Cellular component (GO): nucleus
Source: RefSeq, a predicted model, not a curated record
AUGGAUUCGGUGCUAUGGAGGUUAAGAAAAAGACUCUGGUGGAGGUCAAUUGGAGUGCUUGUUACAUUAGUAGAUUGCGUGCAAGACUCGAAUAUGAUGGUUGCUACAGCACCUCGCCAUGGAGCAUUCAAAUCAUUAUUAGUUAGUUUAGGUGAUAAGACUGCACCCGAUGAAGAUCGUAUCGAUGCCUACCUGACAUUAACUGAACGUUUGCGCCAUGAUGAUCAAGAUAUUCUAGUCGAUGAAAUAUGUCGAAAUGCGACAAUAUUGUGCUCUGUUGUCAAGAGAGAUAUUUUAAGCGAUCCCCGAGAACUAGCUCUGGCGUCUUUGCAAGCACUUGGCUAUUGCUUUUCUUUACCGGAUGACGUUGCAAUUGGCAUGCUAAAAGCUCUUUGCAGUGCUAUCGUCAGUACCCAUGACAAAAACAGGUGUACUAGGGCUUUAUGGUGCGUUGCAAAGCAAAAUAUAAACUCCGAUAUUGUUGCAAAUCAAGUUAGUGUUGUCCUUCCAGCCUUAGAACACGUACUGUUAUCCGGUGGCUUUCAGUCUGCAACUGUCGAAUUUGAAGCUAUGAAUGUGAUCUUAAGAUUGAUUGAACAAGUACCAAAUACAAUGCGUGCCAACGUUGCUAAAUGGGGAAUACUGGUUUAUCCAGUAAUGCUUAAUUCAGCUGUGAAAGUCGCAGAAAGAGCACUUGUUGUCAUGGAGUCAGCAUUACCAUUGCUGCUAUCAUCACAGGAAGAGUUAAUCCGCGUUCUUAUUCCAGAUCUUAAGGCCAAUUUAAUAGAUGAGAUGGGCAAAAUGAUGGCUGAAAGACGAGAAAUUAGUGCUCUACGAGCAUGGCGCUACUACAUUAUUCUAUUGGGAAAGGUUUUACAUCGAAGUGGAUCUCUUCUGAAUGAUAUGUUAAAAAUAAUGGAAAUGGGUUUUAAAAAUAAAUCGAUUGACAUUUUACUGGAAGCUUACGCUAACUGGCGACACUUUAUUGAUAGUUUUGUAUCUUAUACCGAUUUAACAACCAGCCCCAAAAAGAGAAAACUCUUGAGUACACCAAUUAUGAUUAAAUCCUCAGAAGAUACACCUCCUGUUCUAAAUGAAAGUCGUAUCUUGACUUGGUGGCAUCUGAUUAAGUCUAUGAAUAAGCAUUCACCGGCUUUAUUCAAAGAAAUUUGCCUUCCAUUAUUAAUAUAUUGCUUUGGAAGUCAGGUGACAAAUCGAGACUACAUUAAAUCGCUUGAAAGCGCGAAUGGAGAUUGUCUUCCUUCUGAUCUAACUUCUACUCCUACGAAUAAGUCCAUGCCUGGCACCCAAAGUUUCGUCCUGUCAUCGACAAGUCCACAAACGCCCCAAUUAAAUUUUAAAACUGGCCCAGGAUAUGAAAAUGUAGUUUCUUUAGGAUGUGAAGCUCUUUAUCAUUACCUAAAUGAUUCUAAGAGAAAGAGCCCCUUACGCUUCCGAUUAGAUCCACUACCUUGCAACAUCUAUGAAACUAGUGGUGAAAUAUUUUUGGAAUAUUACAAUUUAUUUUUUAACUGUAUUGUAACUGCAUCUAGAACGUUACAAAACAAGCUAGAAGAAAAUCUUCUUUCGAAAUUAUGGAUAUCCUUGAUUGACAGAUUAUCACAAGCAAUUCAAGAAAAUAAGUUUAAGAAUCAUCAAAUCCCUACUGAUUUGGUUAUGGGUGCAUUACAAUAUCUUUUAAUGGUUUUUGCACAAUCUCCAGAAACUAAUUUAACUAUUAUAGAUGCUUUUCUCACGUUGCCAAAUAUCAUAUUGACUGGUCUAAGUGAUCGGGUAUCAAAGACAGAAGAUACCAACAAGAAGGAAUGUGUAGUGAUCCUUGUUGAGAAGAUACUGUCUGAACUGAUACAAAUAACAAAUAGCAACAAUUAUUCAGAAAGGUUCAUAUCGCUUUAUAGUAAGAUCAUAGGGUUAGUUUCGGAGGGAUCUUCUAGGAACCUUGAUACUUUCGAUCGCAUUUUAUCCGUGUUAAAGGAAAGUCAAUUACAUAAAUUACAUCUUGAUCAACUAUGGACUGUCUUGGCAAAAGGACUUUUGGAAUCAGUUAGACUUACCAAUGAAGUUAAUCAGGGUGGCUUGGAACCAGUCUUCGAUUGUAUAUAUAAUGUAUUAGAAUUUCCGUUUACUUAUAUAUUAAAUUAUGAAUUGAAUCAGGAUGCAAGUAAACAAAUACUGAAGGUUUGGGAGGAAUUAUUUCGAACAUUCAUGCGUUGCUCGUCACUGAUACCAUCCGUUGAUUUAAGUGAAGUCGUACAUACACUAUGUAAGCGCCUGUUAAAAGUGGUGACAAAGGAAAAUCUAUUGGAGAAUACCUUCUUUGAUGCGACUAUGGAAACUACAUCUGUUAUUGUUGAUUGUAUGGAAUUAUCGACGGUAUCGACCAUUGUUGAUGAUGGUCGAUCCAAGACGAAUCCUAGAAAUCAAAAACAUCAUAAGCUAUCGGCGCUAAUUGAGAUGUUAAGACUUCUUACGGAAACCGUAACUUCAGCCGGAUACCGUGAGAAUAGAAGCCGGCAGAAUGAAAAUUCUUCACUUAUUGUACUGGUCAAUAUGCUAGCGCUUGUUUUUGGCCACAUCUCUGGCUCGAUUGCUAUUCGAUCGACAUUAGAAAAACUUUCACUUGGUCUAGGGCUUUUGUUAAAAGAUACGGACAAGCGGAAAAAGACGCGACAGCAUUUUCCGGUAUCUAUAUCCAACAAGGAAGGAACACUAUGUAAUUCGAAACGACAGAUACAGAAUCGUAUGCUAGUUUUCUGGAAUGCAACUUUCGCUACCUCAUCACCUCUUACCUAUCCAAUUUCAUUGCGGUCCAAGUUUACAACACUUAGGAAAACAACACCAAUCGCAUUGCCAGGAUGGGAAGAUAAUCAUGACGAAGAGGAUGACGAAUGUCAAAUUGAACAGUUCGAAGAACCAUCUCUAGCUAAUGAAGAAGUACCUAGUACCACGAUGUCAACGCCGACUCACGUUACAGGCAGCUUCUUACGCAAAGCUGCUAAAGUUGAAAGCACGAUACAACGAAUGUCACCGUUUAAGCAGGCUACGCCAGCCUCUUCUUCCAGUCGAGGCCAGAAAGAUGGACGAUUUUCUCCACAUGCUUCUUCAGCUCGAAGAAAAUUACCUUUAUCAGUGGACGAUGAAAUGGAGGGAUUUGUAGCAAUUCCUCCUUCACCUAAGAAGCCCAGACUUUUAACGGAGCAUCAGAAAGAUGUAUUAGAAACUAGAAAAGAGCACCCAGCAAUGUACAACGGAUUAGAUCAGUCUCAAGAUGGUACAAGUAUGACCGAAAUGAUGGAUUCGGAGGAAAUUGUAAGCAUCAAUGAAGUCACUCGAGCGUUACAGCCUCAAACAUUGAAGAAUGAUGCUGAUGGGAAAUUAGGUGUAAACGAUUCACUCGUAGUCAUUCUGAAAGAAUGCGACACUCAUUCAGUUGGGGUAAAACAACAAGAAAAGGAUGGAUCGACUACAACGAUAAAAGAUAACUCAGUGAAAGUUGUACCAGAGUCGCCUGUUAAAUCGAAGGAGGGUAUUGUUGAAUCAGCAAAAAAUGAAAAGAACUCGGAAAUACAACGUGGUAACUGCAGCAGUUAUCCUACAAGUGAAACGCUAUUAUCAUCCGAUGUAACAGAUCAUGAAGACGGUAAAGCUGCACUUAGUGGCGGCAACAAUCUACGAAUGGAAAUCGAUGCAAGUACAGAUAUUACGCCGAAAGAAAAUAAUAUCCAGUUUACUUUUCCAAGUGCAAACCUUAAUUCUCCUGUACAAAAACGCCCUCCAAUACCUUUUUCUCCCAAAACCUCGCCAACUGGUAUACUAAAGCGAUGGAGUAGCUUAGAUUCUCCUUCGCCUUCUGGAAAAGCACGUCGCGUUACUUUUGCUAUUCCUUCUGAGACUAAAACUAGCCAUGACGAUAUCAGCGUUAACGGAUAUACGACUACUUCCGAUAUCCAAGAUAAGAAAAAUAUUGUUAUAUCUCCAGUAGCACCAAUUAACAUCAAAGAUAAUGCUGUUAACGCCAGCCCUUCGACACCGAUAUCGAAAUAUCAAGAUAAAAUUUUAAGUAAUAACUGUAUAUUUCCUGACCUAGUAGAAUGCCAAGAGCCAAUAAAUCAAGUUUUACCAUCCUUGAUGUCGUCAUUAUCUUGUUCAAGAGGACUAGAACAACUUGUACGUGCUAUGAAUAUUUGUACAGUAGGCGAUUUAUGUUCGUUAUCCGAAAAUCAAGUCCAGUCUUUACCUAUUCGAUCCCCCAAAAUUCCUAAUAUUAAAAACGCUUUAAGGAAAUUUCAAAAUUUACAGGAUACUAAGACAAUAGUUAAAUCUAAUGGAAAAAUCGUCUUAACUGAAACUGAUGAAGGUAAUCAAGAGACUGAUCAAUCUGUUGUUCCUGCUGCAUUUCGAAGCAUUAGUCAUGAAUCGGACGAUUUAUCAGUCUCUUUAAAUGAAAGUGAACUAAGUGGUGAUACUAAUGAAAUUAUCAAAGGCAAAGAAAUCCAGAAUGACAGCAUCACGAAAGAUCACAUGAAUCAAGAUAAUAACUGUAACGAUAGUAAUGAUGUAGUAAAAAAUGAUGAUAACGAUGCUUGCAAAAAUAAUUCGGACACUGAGGUAAACCUAGGCCGCGAGCAAUAUGAAGCUAGGCGUGAAAGCGAAGAUCAAUAUCGAAGUAUAGAAAAUGACAAUUUGCAAGAGCGUACGGUUGUAGAUUUAACACAAUUAUUGCGAGAUCAUUUUGAUCGUGGCGAAUUGAAUACGUUAACACCUGAACAAUUAUUAAAAGUUUAUGGAGAUCUAAAUGUUUUAAUUAGUCAAAUUCAAUAUUCUCUUAAAGUUAAAAUGUCUUAA